AUGGUUGCCCUUGACAAAGUUCAGCAGUCCAAUGCUCAGAUCGCCACAACGUAUCCCGCAGGGCUGGUUGCUGUGUUUGCCGGCGCAACAGCUGGCAUCGGCGAGACCUCACUCCGGGAAUUUGCAAGACACACAGCUAAGCCGCGCAUUUACAUCGUAGGACGAUCAAAAGAAGCGUGCGAUCGUCUCGAAGCAGACCUGAGAGAAGUCAAUCCUGAGGGCCAAUACACCUUCAUCAGGUCCGAUGUCAGCCUGCUCCGCAAUGUCGACGAUGUUUGCAAGCAAAUCAGGGAGAAAGAGUCGGAAAUUAAUGUGCUCUUCAUGAGCCAGGGGACAUUGAACUUUAGUAAACAAACCGAGGAAGGCAUGAGCUACCUCAUGAGCCUGACCUAUUUCGGACGCUUGCGAAUGGCAAAGAACCUGCUGCCAUUACUCCAGCGAGCCACAGGCUUGCGGCGCGUUGUCUCGUCCUUCACAGGUGCCAAGGAGGGCAAGGUCUUCGACGACGACUGGCAGGGGAAAGAAGGCAAGAUCCCUUUCACAGCCGCCCGAGGUCACGGGGCCACGAUGAUGACGCUGGGCCUUGAGGCGCUGGCGAAAGAGGCUCCGGAGGUCUCUUUCAUCCACGCAUUUCCUGGAAAGGUCAAGACCGAUAUCAUCAGGAGUGAUGAUGGUGCCAUCCUGAGGACUGUGGCAGUCAUCUCCAAGGCCUUAUUCUUCGUGACCGGGUGGACCCCGAUUGUGGAGGUUGGCGAGAGGCAUACAUUCUACUGCACGAGUGCAAGAUUUCCUCCCAAGAAAGUUGUAGGGGAGCCGACUGCAUCGGGAGUGCAGCUGCCGGAUGGCAUGGAUGUGGCUAGGGGUGUGGACGGAGGCUCUAGAGGUGGCGUCUACUCUGUAGAUACAUAUGGCGACAGUGCUGACGAGAAAAUUGAGGAGGUCCUUGCUAAUUACCGGCGGGAUGGCACGGCGGAGAAAUUGUGGAAAUAUACGGAAAGCGAGUGGCAGCGGGUAACGGGGACAUUGUGUCUUUAA
This is a messenger RNA of Diaporthe amygdali, 1035 nucleotides long. RefSeq lists its product as uncharacterized. The coding region runs from base 1 to 1035 and encodes 344 amino acids. The record is from RefSeq and is a predicted model, not a curated record. Gene Ontology annotation, biological process: secondary metabolic process. Lineage: Eukaryota; Fungi; Ascomycota; Sordariomycetes; Diaporthales; Diaporthaceae. The transcript has 2 exons.